Cimex lectularius (bed bug) is the source of this 3758-nucleotide messenger RNA. RefSeq names its product cyclin-G-associated kinase (gene aux). Gene Ontology annotation, molecular function: ATP binding; protein serine/threonine kinase activity; AP-2 adaptor complex binding. Bases 303 to 3686 code for a protein of 1127 amino acids. Gene Ontology annotation, biological process: regulation of clathrin-dependent endocytosis; protein phosphorylation; positive regulation of Notch signaling pathway. NCBI's taxonomy places the organism in Eukaryota, Metazoa, Arthropoda, Insecta, Hemiptera, Cimicidae. The transcript has 23 exons. The record is from RefSeq and is a predicted model, not a curated record. Gene Ontology annotation, cellular component: cytoplasm.
UAAAGUGACGAUUACAGAGAUGGUGUAGCUCCAUGGAUCUACCGCUAUAGCGUCACUAGCAGCUUGGGUGUAGAAUCAGAUAAAAAGUCACUACGUCCCAAGAGAGGGGGUGGUGAAAAUCGCAAUGGUAGGGAAUUUGGGGUUUUUGUUGGGCUUGUCACUCCCGUACUGUGUGGGAGUCCCUUCGUCUUUGGGUAUCAGACCUUUAUCGGCCGAGCCGUUCGACUCCACCGGGAUCGCCGUUUACCGUGAAUAAAAUGCCAUUCGGCCCGGAAUUAAAAUAACACCGAAGGAUCUCAACAAUGUCCGAUUUGUUCAAGUCGGCCUUCGGCUACUUCAGCAGUACCAGCAACAGCGGGACGGCGAUCAGCAAUGACCUGGUCGGAAGGAUCGUCGAGGUGGACAGUCUCAAGAUCAGGAUCAAGAGAGUCAUCGCUGAAGGUGGCUUCUCCUUCGUCUUCCUCGCCCAGGCGGUCGACUCGGGGAAAGAGUACGCUCUGAAGCGACUUAUGGCAGCCGAUGAAGAGACUAAACAAACCAUCAUCCAAGAAAUAAACAUUUUGAAAAAGCUCUCUGGACACCCAAAUGUAAUUCAAUUUUAUGGCGCUUCUUUUAUUGAUGAUUCAAAAACUGAACAUGGCAUGGGCGAAUAUUUAAUUCUAACAGAAUUGUGUCCUGGUGGGAGUCUUGAACAGUUGAGGAAACAGUCGACAGUGGGUUUCCCUCCUGAAAUAGUUACAAAAAUUUUAUGGCAGGCAUGCAAAGCUGUACAUCACAUGCACAGUCAGAUUCCCCCAAUUGUUCAUCGAGAUUUAAAGAUUGAAAAUCUAUUAUUAAGCAGCGAAGGGAAAAUUAAACUCUGUGAUUUUGGAAGUGCGACUAGUCACAUAAUUCGCCCAGACAACUCAUGGAGUGCUCAACAACGAUUUUUACUUGAAGAUAAGAUGAACAUGUGUACAACACCUAUGUACCGAGCUCCUGAAAUGAUAGACACCUGGGUGAAUGCCGAGAUAGGUACAGCUGCUGAUAUUUGGGCGCUUGGUUGUCUCACUUAUUUCCUUUGCUUUGGAAAACAUCCAUUUGAGGAUUCAUCAAAUCUUAGAAUAAUAAAUGCCAAUUACAAUAUCCCAUCGUCUGACUCGAAGUACAGAUGCUUCCAUAGCAUAAUAAGUGGUUGUCUGGUCGUCCAGCCAAGUAAUAGAUUGACAAUUACACAAAUUUUAGAUAGGCUUGCUUCUGUUGCUGAGACCCAACAAAUAAACCCAUUAGAUCCUAUAGUUAUAGAUAAAUUGCAGCCAAAUAAUAUUAGUAACACAGGUGCUAAUGAAAAUGUUAAUUCUAGUCCUGUUAGAAAUAUUUCAAACAAUGCUGCUUUAAACAGAUCCCAUAGUCCAGUACAAAGGCCACCACCACCCAAUGUUCCGGCUCAGCCAACUCCUAGUAGUGGUGGAUUGUUCUCCCAAAUAAGAGGUGGGGCUGGAAGUUUUCUAAAAAACUUGAAGGACACAUCAUCCAAAGUUGUCCAGUCUGUCCAGCAGACCAUGGUGCGAACAGAGGAGAUGGCAGCGAGUUAUAUCACGUCUCGUAUAUGCGUUAUAAAUUAUACAGAGGGACCUGAUACACUUCAGGAUCUUAGGUUUAUGGUCGAAUCAAGGCAGUCGUUGUCAAACUGCAUAAUCUUCAAUCUUUCAACAGCUCCUCUUCCAUUACAUCGUUUUCCUAAUUCUUCGAUAGUAGAAUGCGGUUGGAGUAAGCGAUGCCCUUCACUUCAAGCUAUUUAUACACUGUGUGAGCAUAUGCAUAAUUUCUUAAAAAGCCAGUCUACAAAUGUUUGCUUCGUGCUCUGUCCAGAUGGAAGACGUAGCUCAGCAAUGUUGGUGUGCGCUUUUCUCCUUUAUGUAGGUUUUGUAUCUAGACCACAGGAUGCCUUGCAGUUAUAUGCUGUUAAAAGAACACCACCGAACCUUCAACCUUCUCAAAUAAGAUAUUUGGAAUAUUUUACCCAAGUGCUUGCAGACCCACAACCGACUUUGAGCUGUAGUAAAAUUAGAAUUAUGAAUAUUGUGAUUCAGCCAGUACCUUUAUUCAACAAAAACAGAGAUGGUUGUCGCCCCUAUGUUGAGGUGUUUCAAGGAGAGGACAAAGUUUUCACCACAAUCGAUGAAUACGACAGGAUGGUGGUUUUUACUGUAUCACAUGGGAAGGUUAAAUAUUUUAGUAUUACUAUUAAUACGUUAUGCAUAGAAUGUAUACUAAUAGCAAAUUUUCAGGUUGUAUUGCCUGUCAGGUGUUCGGUGAGUGGAGAUAUCACUUUAGUAGUAUAUCAUGCCCGACAAGUCCUCACGAGGGUGACACCAAUUAAAAUCUUUAAAUUACAAUUUAAUUCAUCUUUUGUUAAUGAUAAUACUCUUAUAUUUACAAGGGGAGAUUUAGAUGAUGUUGAAUCGCCUGAGUAUUACCAAGACAAUCUAAUUGUUACAUUGAACUGUGAAGAGGCAGGGGAUCCAACAGUCACCAUCGCACCGUGGGCGAAGCAUCAAAAAGUUGAUCCAAAUAUACUCUUCAAUUCUAAACUUGAAGCUGAUGAAACUACAGAUUCAUUUGUUCCGAAGAACAAUGGCUCAAAAAAAGCACCGCCGAGACCUACUCCUCCAAGACCAACACCUCCCCGUCCACCACCAGUCACUCCACAGAUGAAGCCGAAUGUAGAUGUAAAAGAAACUAGUGACUUGUUGAACCUGAAUUCAGUAAGCGGCGUCAAAACAGAUGAUUUACUUAAUCUUGGUUCAGAACCCGAUCCACAAGUGAAUGAAAAACCAUUCAUAAACACUCCAAACCUCCAAAAUCCUCUUUUUGAACCCUUUGCAACAGAACAGCUUUUUGGAGAACAACCAUCCAAUGGACAAAAGAACGUUCCAAAAAGUGACAAUCUUCUUUAUGAUUGGGGCGAUUUAAACAUGACAAGUACCACCACCCCAACCCCAACACCCAAUUUUGGGAAUUUUGCUCAACCUACAAUGCCAAAUUUGCAAACUCUCAAUUUAAACACGAACGGGUUAAGUAACAGUUUUCAAGACAAAAACAACUUGGGCUGUUUUCCGUCAUCCAUGCAACGAAACGUCAGCUCUCCCAACUUGCACUCCGACAUACUGGAUGAUUUCGUAGUAAAACCAAAAGCAAUGAGCAAUGCAAACAGUCCGGCAAAGACGCCUUCAGAAGCGAAUUACAGCCGAUCGCAUUUUGAAUCAGCAAAACCGCCUCCUACUCAGCCAUCACCUUGUAAAAAAGUUGAAGAUGUAUUUGGUGAUCUACUCGGAAGCCAAGGAUACACAUUCACAGCUAAAAAGGAGACAGGGCCUUUAACAAUAAACCAAAUGCGAAGGGAAGAUAAAGCUAAAGUUACAGACCCGGAAAAAUUAAAAGUCCUGGACUGGAGCGAAGGAAAAACAACAAACAUACGAGCAUUGUUAACAACAUUACAUACCGUCUUGUGGUCAGAGGCAAAAUGGCCCCAGUGUUACAUGCAUCAACUUGUGUCAGCAGCAGACGUUAAAAAAGCGUAUAGAAAAGCUUGUAUAGCAGUUCACCCUGAUAAGCAUAUAGGCACACCCAAUGAGAAUUUAGCUAAAAUGAUUUUUAUGGAAUUAAACAACGCAUGGAGUGAGUUUGAAAAGGAAAUGGCUUAGAAGUUCUAUACUGAAUAUCUGCACAACAUAACUACCAAAGAAAGUUAGGUACUUAAGGUUAAAGAAAAAUUA